AAUGAAGUAUGAAGAGAGAGAAUAUGUGGUGCCAGCCAGCCAUGAUAUGUUAGGAUCAAACCUUUCUCUCUCUCCACAGCUGGCACUAUAUUUACACACAACCCCCUCUCUUACAUUUAUAACCCCAUUUCUCUCCACGCUCUGAAUUAAUAUGUGAGAUUUCUUUCACACACCAAAAGGGGCAUUUUAAUGGUUGAUCACUGCUUCUUAUCAACAACAACAACAAUGGUUGCAUCCCCUUCUCAUGGCUGUGUUGAAAAGAAAUACUGGUGGCUCACCAACAAAAAGAUUGUUGAUAAGUAUGUGAAGGACGCUAGAGCCCUAAUUUCAUCACUGGAACAAAGCGAUAUUGCGUCAGCCCUGAAUCUGGUUGAUGCAGCGCUUGCAUUAUCACCGAGAUAUGAACAGGCUCUGGAGCUCAAAGCCAGAUCUCUUCUAUAUCUCCGACGAUACAAAGAAGUCGCUGAUAUGCUUCAGGAUUAUAUACCUAGCCUGAAAAUGUCGUCUGAUGAUUCAACCACUUCGUCUUCCUCAUCCUCUGUUUCAUCCGAUGGAAACUCUCAACCUCUGUCCAGAGAACGAGUCAAUCUUCUUUCCUCUGGUGAUAAUGCUGAACCGUCGUUUAAGUGUUUCUCUGUCUCCGAUCUGAAGAAGAAGGUCAGAGCUGGCCUCGGUAAAAAUUGCGACAAAGAAGGUCAAUGGAGGUAUUUAGUUUUAGGUGAAGCGUGUUGUCACCUAGGGUUAAUGGAGGACGCAAUGGUGCUUCUACAAACCGGAAAACGCCUUGCCUCCGCCGCAUUCCGCCGUGAAAGCAUCUGCUGGUCCGACGACAGCUUCUCCUUCUCGGCCGAUAUCAUCACAGACGGCAACCAGCCACAAACGCCGCCACGAACAGAGUCCGAAAGCAUCUGUCACCUCCUCGGCCACAUCAAGCUUCUCGUCCGUCGCAAAACCGCUGCAAUCGCCGCCUUAGAAGCUGGUCUAUACACCGAAGCAAUCCGCCAUUUCUCCAAAAUUGUUGACGGUAAACGAGGCGCACCUCAAGGUUUCCUAGCCGAGUGUUAUCUACACCGUGCUUCGGCUUAUCAAUCCGCUGGUCGGAUCGCUGAGGCGAUAGCGGAUUGUAAUCGAACCCUAGCUUUAGAUCCGUCGUGUAUUGAAGCCUUAAGUACAAGAGCUUCACUAUUCGAAUCGAUUCGGUGUCUCCCUGACUCUCUUCAUGACCUUGAACACUUGAAACUUUUGUAUAAUUCGAUUCUCCGUGAUCGGAAACUACCCGGUCCAGCGUGGAAACGUCAAAGCGUUCGAUACAGAGAGAUUCCGGGAAAACUUUGUUCGCUAGGUACCAAAAGUCAAGAGCUGAAGCAGAGGAUUGCUUCAGGGGAAACAGGGAAUGUGGAUUACCAUGCUUUAAUCGGUUUGAGACGCGGUUGUUCACGAUCCGAAUUGGAGCGAGCGCAUUUGUUGCUUGCGCUGCGUCACAAACCGGAUAAAUCGAUAACCUUCAUUGAUCGGUGCGAACUCACUGGUGAAGUUGAUGUGGAUUCGAUUAGAGAGCGGGCAAAGAUGUCUGGUAUAUUGUUAUACAGAUUGAUCCAAAGAGGUUACACCAAUGUUUUGCGCAUGAUUCAAGAGGAUGAAGUUGCUGAAAAAGAGAGGAAGAAAGCUUCUGCAGCUUUACAACAAGAAAUGCAGUUGCAACAUCAAGAGCCCGUUAAAACCGUGAACAAAAUGGACGAUCAGGAUUGCGAAAACAAAAAGGCGGCAUCGGUUUAUCAAGGGGUGUUUUGUAGGGACCUUGCAGUGGUUGGGAAUUUAUUGUCACAAGCGCGUUUUAACCGUCCGAUUCCGAUGAAGUAUGAAGCUCUAAGCUGUUGAUGUAGAUGGUAUAAGGACCAGGAUCAGGAUCAGCACCAUGGCGAAAGAAUAUUAUUAUAAUUAUAAAUAAAAGUGGAAGUCAUUUUUGUACAAAAGGGGAAGGGGUAAUUUACAAAGGAAAGAAGCCAAAAAAGCCUGGAAAUUUUUGUUGUUUUUUUACUAGUACUCGUAUGAUAUUACCUUUUGGUCUCGUACAUGUGCAGUGUUAAUCUGGGUUAAACUGCGGGAUUUGUUGGUAAAAAUUGAACGGUAAAAAAGUGGUUGGUUGGUUGAAUCAUGAAUGAUUUGGUUUGUCUU
Helianthus annuus (common sunflower) is the source of this 2175-nucleotide messenger RNA. RefSeq lists its product as uncharacterized. The record is from RefSeq and is a predicted model, not a curated record. The coding region runs from base 190 to 1878 and encodes 562 amino acids. NCBI's taxonomy places the organism in Eukaryota, Viridiplantae, Streptophyta, Magnoliopsida, Asterales, Asteraceae. The transcript has 3 exons. Gene Ontology annotation, molecular function: protein binding.